AUGAACGACAACAGCUACUACGGUAAAGAUUUCGACUAUACCUACGGCAGACCACAACGUGUUUUCGACAUUGAAGCCAGGCCAGAGUUUGAAAACAACGGGGUUGAUGAAUAUCCCGAAUGCACUGGACCGGCGAAUACGCCCAAGACACCAGAGCCUGAAAUAUCAGAGCAGACGGUUUCCGAUUUUGUGAAGCUCCAGUACUAUGUGAGACUGGCGUAUUCAGACGAAGAGGCCGAUGAUCAGCAAAUUGAGCCUAUGGGGGAGCCCCAAAAUGGGGAAGAUUUGAAUGUGUUUUCGAAUUCGGACUAUCAGAGUGUGGAGAUUCAGUAUGAUCAGCACCAGUACGACCAGGAGUACCAGUAUAUUCCUGAAACCCAACCAGAGCCUCAGUUCAACAACGAGCAAUUCGACCCAACAAACCAAAAUGCUCCAAUUUCCCCAUUGAGCACCGGCUUCCAAUUGAACCAUUCGACCGUCACGGCCACCCCGGAAAAGCUCUCGUCGUCUCCGGAGAAUCUGCAGUUUACUGAAACCUCAAAGGAAUACUCCACAGCCACCACGGCUCCAACGGAACCAGACACAUGUCUUCCAUACGUCGGAUGGCCGGAUUUGGCCUUGGAAGACGCCUCCAACCAGUGCACCCUUACGGGCUCCUUUUUGCCAGAAACCUCGGUUCUGAAUUUGGAAACUUCCACAGACCACUUGAAGUACGAUGACCAGAUGACCACGCCGUUCAUGGAUUUGAACGAGUUCAUUGAUCAUUUUCCAAUUGAUCCUGAGCAGCAAUUGGCUGACAUUUCUGGAGAUGCUUCUUUGGAAAGUAAGCCUGUUGAGGUUUCGCAGCCAAAGAAGGCUCCAGCUGAACCAGCUCCAGUGCAAAAGGUACCGGCUGUUCCAGAAAAGAGACCAAAAAAGAGUGAAAGUCUGGCUUCAAAGCAGCAGAGUCAACCUGUGAAGAAGCCAAAAACCGCUCCUCAGUAUUCGGCUCCACAGAAGCACUACAAUGUGGCUCCACAGACCCAGUACUCCAACCAGACACAGAGCCAGUACUAUGUGCCUUCUUCACAGGGAAAUUACUCGAAUGUACCUUCUUCACAGGGCAAUUAUAGCGUGACUCCGCAAAGCGUGGAAGUCAAGAGUCUCUUUGGAACUUCCUCGGUGGGUUCCAGUUCUUCUAGACCCCAGACGGAGUCUAAGGUGAAGACAGAUCACAGAAAAGAGGAAACUCCAAGAGUGACGAAGAAGAGGGAGCAUGUUGAGGGCAGUUCUAGGAAUUUGGAGAAGCACGUGGAGAGACCAGUUGCUGCAAAGAGACCUCCAUCGGGCUCAGUCUCGAGCUCAGUGUCUAAGCACGCAAAGACUUCCAGAACCCAUGAGUCUGAGGUGUCCAGGAAGCACGAGUCUUCCAGAAAGCACGAGUCUUCCAAAAAGCACAAGGAGUAUUUGGUCAAACAUGGCGAAUCCUCCAGAAAGCAUGAGGGUUACUCUGGAGCUCACCAGGAGUAUUCUAGACCCCAUCAAGACUACUCCAGAGUGCACCAGGACUACUCCAGAGGAAACGAAGGUACUUCCAGAAAGCACCACGAAUCCUCCAGAAAACAGCAUGACUCCUCCAGAAAGCAACUGGAGUACUCUGGAUACCCUACUGGGCAAGUGCAGCAGGGUCACCCUUCUGGAGAAAGUGUCUAUUCUGGAAACCUGGGUCACCACUCUGGACAGACUUACCAUUCUGGAAACUACAACCAGGCUAGAACCCACCCUGACGCCUCCUUCCAACCACAAAAGCGGUCGUACCCUGAAGAACAGACAGGCUCUUCAAAGCACCGCAAGGUCUCCACUGAAAACCAACCCACCAACCAAAUGCCAAAUACCUACCAGGACAGUUACCUUACUGUUGUGAGCCCCAGAAACCAAGAAGCUUUGGCUCAGUUUAACAACGCCUACUACCUGUCGUUCCAGGACCCUAACUGCCAGGAAGCACAUCUGCAGCCUUUUGGUGAAUCCGACCAGGGCAACUCCAAUUACACCUACCAGCCCGGUGAGCUUAAUCCUCAUCUUAGCACCGAGGAGCAGUUGGAGCAUCAAAGGCAGGGCGCCAGGAACUUGUUCUCCGUUCCUCCCUAUACCGAGGAGGAGGAACAAAACAAGGUCUUCAACCAAGAGUACGUCGAGCAGCAAUUGGGGUACCCCUUGUGUAUGAAUCCACCAGAGUACCAGGGCGGAUUCCAAAAGAGGUACGAGUAUCCAGAUGGGUAUGUGGGCCACACCCAGGGACCCUGUUUCCGGGCUGCUCAGGGAUACAGCAGGUUUGUGGACCAGGUGUAUUUCGGAUGGUUGGCCCAUAAGGCACGGGAGCAUCAAUGGCGGGAGAGCAUGUCGGAGGAGUGA
This is a messenger RNA of Candidozyma pseudohaemuli, 2391 nucleotides long. RefSeq lists its product as uncharacterized. The record is from RefSeq and is a predicted model, not a curated record. The transcript has a single exon. NCBI's taxonomy places the organism in Eukaryota, Fungi, Ascomycota, Pichiomycetes, Serinales, Metschnikowiaceae. Bases 1 to 2391 code for a protein of 796 amino acids.